AUGUUAGAAGGAAGAACAAGAGGAUAUCUAGAGGACAAGGACAAGAUGUACCCCGGAUCUGUGGCAUCUCAGCAUCAGCUCACCGCCAGCAAUACUUUCAUGCCAACCGACUUUGCAUGCUGUAGCACACCAAUGUCGACCAACUAUCAUCAGAGAAAGACCAAUACCGAUAGGCAGGCCGCAGGAACGGCCAAGAAUGCGUGCGAGUCGAACGGUCCACGUUCAACAGCAGUGAAACUUGGCUGCUUGUCGAUUGACAUCGGAAGCACUCAAUGGUGCCCCACUGCCUCCACUACCUAA
This is a messenger RNA of Colletotrichum lupini, 300 nucleotides long. RefSeq lists its product as uncharacterized. The transcript is spliced from 2 exons. The record is from RefSeq and is a predicted model, not a curated record. Bases 1 to 300 code for a protein of 99 amino acids. Lineage: Eukaryota; Fungi; Ascomycota; Sordariomycetes; Glomerellales; Glomerellaceae.